This is a messenger RNA of Plasmodium gonderi, 3732 nucleotides long. RefSeq names its product importin-7. Gene Ontology annotation, biological process: protein import into nucleus. Gene Ontology annotation, cellular component: cytosol; nuclear envelope. The record is from RefSeq and is a predicted model, not a curated record. NCBI's taxonomy places the organism in Eukaryota, Apicomplexa, Aconoidasida, Haemosporida, Plasmodiidae. The transcript has a single exon. The coding region runs from base 1 to 3732 and encodes 1243 amino acids.
AUGAAUGAUAUAUUAAGUACUGAGAAACUAUGUGAAGUGCUGGAAGGAUCCAUAAGUGCAUCGAAGGAAAAGAGAACACAAUGUGAGGAGUAUCUGAAACAGGUGUGUAAAGUUGAAGGGUACAUACAUGUAAUUUUAAAACUUGUGAAGAGUGUGAAUGUUGUGGAUGAUAAUAUAAGAAUAUGUGCUUUGAUUUUUUUAAAGAAUACAAUAAAAAAUAACUAUGAGACGUUAAAGAAAGAAGAAAUAUGUGGGCUGACAAAGGAUAUAUAUGAUAGUUUCCUCUACCUUGAAAUGAAAGAUAAACAAAUAUACACGCAAUUGUUUGAAAUUAUGAAAAUAUUAAUACAUAAUAGUUUUCCAGAAGAUUUCGUAAUUUUGGACAAUAUAUUAAACGAUAUUAAUCAGAGAAAAGAUGUGAGAAAAUUGUAUGUUAGCCUGUACUGUCUGAAAUUGAUAUUUAAAAAGCUAAAAAUAAAAAAAAAAAAAAAUAAUGAAUUAUAUAGAGAAAUGUUAAACAAGUAUUUCUAUCCGUUGAUUAACUGUCUGUACGACCUAAGUUCAGUAGACAUAAAUAACAAUGACGUGAGUGAAAUUCUCAGCAUUAUUUGUAAAAUUUAUCAGUAUGUGAAUGACAAUUUUUUUAUUAAUGAAGUCAUCAUAUUAGAAUAUAUGGAUAACUAUUUUAGCCUCUUUGAUUUUAUUUUAAAAAAUGAAAUUGUUAUAUCCAAUUAUAUUGAAGAUGAAAAUUAUUUAAAAAAAUUACCACAAUAUAAAUGUAAAAGAAUAGUACUAAAUAUUAUAACAUGCCUUUUUUCUCGAUACGUAAAUACAAAUUAUAACAAAUGUAACAAUGAAAUAACGGAAAAAUUUUGUCAUGCAUUUUUAAACAAAUGGCUAUGCCCCUUUUUUGAAGAUUUCAUAAUUAUCCUUCAAAGUUAUCAUAAAAAUAAAAAAACGUUAACUGAUGAAUGUUUGAUUUAUGUCAUUCAAGGAUUAUCGUAUGGUGUUGAAAAUGCUAUAAUUUAUAAAAAUUAUAUCAAAACCAAUUUCGAAUUUCUUAUGAAAAAUAUCAUUUUCCCACUACUUUGUUAUAAUGAUGAUGAUAUAGAAAAAUUACUAUGCGAUCAGUAUGACUUCACAAUGAACAUUUUUAACACUUACAUUGUAGAGGAUAAAAAGGUUAGUGCAACUACUUUUAUAAAAGAUCUAACGAGAUAUCGAGGAAUGAAGCACAUUUCAGAGUUGUUCCAUCUUUGUGAAAAUGUCAUAAGCACAUACAACCAAAACUAUCAUGUCGUGUACGACAAUUUUACCUCAGGACGAUGUGAUCAAGAAACACUUUUGGAAGAAUUGCUUCGAAACGAAUAUUGCAAAUACAAAUAUGGAGCGCUUAAAAUUUUGGAAUGCUUAUACAGUAGAUUGUGUGAUAAGAAGAGAAAUAUGAAUAUUGAACAAUUUCUAAAGACUUACGUAGAAAAUGAUUUGAAUAGUCCAAACCUUUUAUUGUGCUAUCAAUCGAUUGUCACAUACUGUUGUUUUAUUAAGAAGGUAACACAAUUUAACGAUGUAAACGGGCUUGUAUACAAUUACGAAAUUAUUUUGAAUCAUAUGGGUAAUGCUAAUUUGUUAAUCCGCGUAGCUAGUGCAUCUUAUAUUAAAAAAUUUUUCAAAAUAAAAAAUGAUUAUCUUAAAAAUGUUAUUAUAAAAUCAAUUCCUAUACUUAUCGAACGUUUAUUGAAUAUAAUAAAAGAGGUAAAAUGUGAAUAUAUUGUUAUGACGCUCGACAAUUUAGCUUACACAUAUAAGGACUAUAUAACUCCAUAUGUCAAUGAUGUAGUUAUCACAUUGUGUACAAGUUUUGUAUUUCUAAUUAACAAAAAGGAUGAGGAGGAAAAUUCACGCAAUUCAUUAGAGGAUAAUCUAAGACAUAAUACAGAUUUGUCAAACCAUAUGAAUGAUUAUGCAUUGAAAAAGGAUAAAUAUCUAUUCCCGAAUGAUGAUGAAUAUAUCAGUAAAAAGGAAAAGAGACAUGAAAAUGAAGAACUAGAUUUAAAUUCUGUCAUACUUUCCAUUUUGACAGCUAUUUUGAGUCUACUGGAUUCAGUAGAUGAAGCAAACAAAGAACAAAUUUAUAAAAGCACCAUGCCUUAUUUAUACAUUGUAGUAGAUGAAACGUUUAAAUCUCCAUCUAUAGAUUAUUUGGAGGAAGCACUUUCACUUCUAACAAAUAUUACAUACUAUUUGGAUAUAGACGAACAGAUAUAUAUGCGAUUUGAAAAGCUCUAUGAUAUUUUCUACUUCAACACAGAUGAAAAUUUAAAAUUGCAAGAACUAGAUUGUAUUCGUAAUAAUCCACACUUGAUAUUAAGCACCGAUUUGAUACGUUCUGAUAAAAACACAGAUAUGUACUUUUACGAUUUUAUAUUUGACUUAUCCUUUAGCAUAGGAGUAUUUGAUAACAUCAUAUCAAAAGCCACUGAACAUUUUGUUAACAUAUACAGCGAAAGAUAUGGAAUGAAAUACAUCCACAUGAUAUACAGAUUAGGUAUAUUUGCAUUGCACUCUAAAAUAGUUAAAGAUAGUUGUAAAUUAUUUUUUAUUUUAUUUGAAGCAACGGUCAAAAUUCGAGGCGUAGACGAAUUGGUCAUUCCAGUCCUCACUGCAUAUUCUCUAAAACUGUUUAAGCAUGAUGAGGCAUCUGCAUUGAUGAAUCAGAAAAAAAAAAAUAGAAAUGAAUCCAUGAUGGAAAAUAGCAACAACAGUAGUAGCAUUAACCCUAGUAGUAAUGACAGAGAUGGAGCAGAUAGCAUAUGCAGCGAAUAUGAUGAAGAUAUACUAAGUAGAACGAGUCUUGAAUAUAUAAAAAAAUUAUUUUAUUCCAUAAUAAUCUACGACGUGAACCAAUUUUUUCUCUUUUAUAACAAUAUGAACAAGACUAGCUAUAUUUUAUCAUUCCUAUCAAACUUAACCGAUGUACAAACAAAUAACACAAGAAAAUUAUACAUUUUAGCUAUGAGUACCAUAUUAGAUAACAUGCACAAUGCAAGUAUCAGCAUGCACAUUAAUGAAGCAAAUUCUUUCAUCGUAAAUAUUGUCAAUAUUGCAAAUGCAUAUUUUGAAAACAAAAAUGAACAAAAAGAAUCAUCUGAAAAAUCAUUUGAAUCGGAAUCAUCUUCUGGUGAUGAAAAUAGCGAAGUUGAUAUUGAUGAAAAUGAAGAUGCAACAAAUGAUAAAGCAUUCAAAUUAAUUAAAACAAUUGAAGCUUUAGAAAAAAAAAACGAUUUAAAAAUUAAAUUAAAAGAAAAUGUUGACUUGAACAAGUUAGAUACACUUGUGCAACAACAACACAUGAACAGUGAUCCCAAUUCUGCUGACAAAACUUGUCACAAUGCUACAUACAGUCACAAAAAUAUGAACAAGCAUUUAAAUACCAAUGAUCAACUAACUCAGAAAGGAGGAGGAGUAGGUAUGAAUGAAAAUGAUGAAGACGAUGAUGAUGACGAUGAUGACGAUGAUGAUGAUGAUGACGAUGAUGAUUGUUCAGAUUACAGCAAUGACGAAUAUAGAAAAGGAUUUUUCGAUGAUAUUAAUGCAUUUAAAAUAUUAUAUGACACAACUUCCAGGUUUUAUGGAAAAUAUGAAAAUAUAUAUAACAGUGAAAUACUGGGUAAAAUUAAGUAUUUGGUGGAUUCUGAUCUGAAUGCUCAGAUGCAGCAAAGUACCAACUAA